GUCACAAAAAUAAUUUAUUUAUAAAUGUCAAUCACUUAUUUUGUUGUUUGUCAAGUUUAUAAAAUCGUCCAUUCAUGUUGAUUUUUGUUCUAAAACCUCGAAUCGUCCAAAAUUAAGCUGAAGAUUUGAUCUUAAAAUGCCAUACCAGAAAAAUCCAUCUAUUAUCAGUAAUCCAAAACCGGUGAACAUCUUUUACGUGUGGUACACUGAACUUUGUCGCCGUUUAAACAGCACCCCAGCUCCUGUGGUAAAACCUGCGAAGCCUAAAUGUCAAACAGUAUUGAAUUUUGUAGCUGACCGAUUAAAAGUAGAAGAGUGGAAUCCGGUAAUAAGUGCUUUGAGGCACGAUACCAGUCUUCAUGUCAUUGCAAUUAAAAGUAGAUUAGGUAACUGCCAGUUUCUGCAUGACGUCGACACUGAGGAAAAACUGCGCCAGAUGAAGAGGCGUUCUGGCUCGCUCUGGACCGCCUUUAUCCUGAAAUCGCUGCUCAAGUCCUUGUCCUGCACCAUCCGAAACACCCAAGUUUUGACGUGUCUCGAGUUUGAUGGACUGCCCAUGUUUGCACAAUACCUGGAACCACUCAUGAAGGCGCUCCAGAAGAACAAAACUUUGAAAAAUCUAACUCUGAGCCGGUGCCGGAUUUGCGACUCCGGGUGUCAAAUCGUGUGCGCUUACGUACGGUUUGCCCCGAACAUCGAAGUGCUGAAUCUCAGCGGAUGUGGGCUGACGGCUGAAAGUGGAGAACAUUUGGCCAAACUGAUUAAAUAUCAGCAAAUCAACAGAUACUGCGAGAGCUGGCACAACUCCUUGAGGUAUGCGGAUCCCAACAUUCAAGUGAUGCGAGGUAUUAAAAGGAUAACUUUGAACGGCAACCCUUUGAUCGGAGAUAGUGGUCUCAAUUUUAUUUUGAACGAGCUGGAUGAUGAUUUGUGGAUCAAAGCUUUGGACAUGCAAAAAUGUGGGAUAACUGAAAGCAUGGCCAUGAGGAUCAUCGACCUCGUUGAAUACAGUCAGUCGCUGGAAAUCGCAGAUUUUAGACUAAACGAGGACUUGACUGACUCGACUUUGGAGAAAAUUCUAAAUGUUCUUAAACAGAAAUAUGUCGAGGGCCAGUCGGAAUACCAGUGGUGUAACACUAGCUUAAGCACAGCUUGUGAAACAUUUAUAGACACAAUGUCCACUUUCACUUCUACCAAAACCCCGCAUGUCUACAAAGCCAAGUCCACACCUUUUAGACGCUACGAGUCCAAAAUCACCUUAACCGAGAGACCUGUCAGACGAGCCAAAACCUCUGAGAACAUUCACAACCAAGCCAAGCCAGACGAUGUGAACAUUGAAAAGAAGGUGAUGGAACUAAGCAACUUACUGAAAGAAGAAAUACUGAAACGCAAGGAAACUGAAAAAAUCAACGAGGAACUAAAGCGAAGACUCGAUGAGUUUAGCAAAGGAGUGCAAGACGAGAAACCUAACGUAGAUGUAAUUAAUAACGUGGUUUUGAACCGUAAAGACUCCGGUCCUGCGGAAAUGCUCAAUCAAAUUUGUCGAAAAAAUGGGGUGAAGAAAAAGAACGGGUUCAAAAACGGCGCUACGACAAACGGAUACCACAACGACAACGGAUUCAAAUUCAACAACGACGUGGCAUUUACAAUUUUCGAAAAGUUAGUUGGUAAAGAUAGUGAUGACAGAAGCUUGGACGAGGACAGUUUGCUCGAUUACGUACGGGAAGGGAAGAAGGAGAAAGAUGAUAACAGAAAUGACUGCGAUAUGAGUGACAGUCAGAUUUCGUUAUUUAAGUUUAUGGAAAAUUUAAAGAACAACCACAACUUGCCUAUGAAAUUUAUGAAUCGUUCAAACACUUCAAAAUAUUAUAUUACGGAUAAACACGUAAAAAGGAAGGCGUGAUCGUGUGAAGAAUGUCUCUAUUAAAACUUAAGUUUUUUUGCGCAACUGUAACAAACAACGUAUAUUUCUAAAUUGGAAGUGGAAUAAAUAUAAUUAUACACCAA
Messenger RNA from Tribolium castaneum (red flour beetle), 2007 nucleotides. RefSeq lists its product as uncharacterized. Lineage: Eukaryota; Metazoa; Arthropoda; Insecta; Coleoptera; Tenebrionidae. The transcript has a single exon. Gene Ontology annotation, cellular component: centrosome. The record is from RefSeq and is a predicted model, not a curated record. The coding region runs from base 137 to 1903 and encodes 588 amino acids.